AUGGAUACGGUGAAUCAAGAAAUAACGGAAAAGUCCGUAGUCUAUGUGAGCUUUGCCUCAAAUGUUGUGUUACGACAAGUAAUUUUAGAGCGUCGCAGAUCGAGUGCGUACAAAACAUCACUUUGUAAUGCGUUUCGUGACACUGGUGAGUGCUCAUACGGUCUGCAGUGUCGUUUUGCACAUGGGAUCGGUGAAUUACGUCCGGCUCCUGAGCCGCAUCCGAAGUACAAGACACAGCUGUGUAACAAAUAUGUGUUAUACGGCUCAUGCCCGUACGGCUUUCGUUGCCAGUUCAUCCACAUGCAUCCACGCGAAAUGCAGGACAAUAGCUACCGGGCACAGACGAAUUUCUCAUCAAGUCUGGAUGGUCGCAGCAAUGAUGUGUUCGGUUAUCUGCAUCACUCGCAGUCCGGAAAAGCUAGUCUGGGAAACAGCGCUCGUGGUUAUGAGGCGCCCGCAUCGCCGUACGAUACAUUCGCGCAACGUCGUAUUGCCACUGCUGCCCUUGGUGAUUUGCGCGGACCUACUGCUGUUUCCUCCUCAGAGGCUUUUCGAUUGCAAAAUCCAGGUUCUGAUAUCAAAACAGGUCGGAAGACGGAACAGUGCCAUCAACGAACGAAUAUCUUGCAACUAGCGAAUUCAGUAAGUGCGAAUAGUCCGGAUGUCUCAGCAGUGGAUGACAUGUUGAGCACUCUGUGA
Gongylonema pulchrum is the source of this 699-nucleotide messenger RNA. Lineage: Eukaryota; Metazoa; Nematoda; Chromadorea; Rhabditida; Gongylonematidae. The record is from the annotation of a GenBank genome assembly.